UUGUGUCCGUACCUGCUCUCAAGUGAUAUCCGGUAUACAUAGUGCUCGUUUUGACUUGAAUCAAGCUAUUCAGCUUCUAGAAACACCGACCGCAGAACCAAUCGAGCCAAGAAGUCUCAGAUCAAGAUGGUGAAACUACACAUCAAGAAAGGUGAUGACAGUCAGUUCCUGUACGACACAACCGUGAACAUUCUCAUCGAUGACCUACUGAGAGAUCUUACUGCAAUCUACAAUGGCAGGCUAAAAGUGAUGAGAAUAUGUGCAGAGAUGGAGGAGUUGGCCAAGUUUGGCAUCACGUUGCCUCCAAACAUGCAGGGGCUAACAGAGGAACAGGUCAUUGACCUGAAGCUGGUGGACGAGUGGGCAGAGAAAUGUACACCAAGUGGGGGAUACAAGAUGAAGAAAGAUGAGAUUGGACGAAGGAAUGGCAGAGCCCCCACUGACCAAAUGGCAGAAGUUAUCAAGAAAACGGUAAAGGAGGCCAAGGAUCUGAUCUCGAAGGAGAAGGUGAAGGCCAAUGUGGAGGUGAACCAGGGGUCAGUGAAGGAGGCGCUGGACAUGCUGCGUGGGGCAGUGAUGAUCGUGUACCCCAUGGGACUGCCACCCCACGACCCCAUCCGGGACGAGUUUGAAAACACAGAGGAUCUCACAGGAACUCAGGCCUCCCUGGAAGUGAUAGAUGAGGCAAGUGCUUCCCUCUGGUGGGCAGGGAAGGAGUUUACAAGGGGGAAGAAACUCAUGGACUUCGUUGGCAAGAAUGAGAAGACAAAAAUAGUUGCCAAAUUGCAGAAGCGUGGCCAGGGGGCGCCAGGACGGGAGCCGGUGGUUGGGGAGGAGGAACAGAAGCAGAUGAUGGCAUUUUACUACCGGAAACAGGAAGAGUGGAAGAAAAUGGAUGCAGAUGCAGAGGAUGCAUACAUGGAUUCAGCCUGGGCUGACAACAAGCAGCUGAAGAGACAGUUCCAGGGAAUGAAUAACAUCAAGUGGGGUCCCCGGUGAAAUGACCUUGGGGUCAUGAGGUGGGGUCCGACAUGGGCCCACUAUGUGGUGGACUCAGGGUCAAGGGAGGGAUGUCAUGGACAGAACAAAGACUCUAAACAGGAUACCAAAGUUUCGAUUGCGGUGGAUGAAUAUGGCAUGGAUGGCAUGUACUGACAACAGACCUUACUUCUCAGUGGUGAAGAUAUAAUGUGUCUAUGUGAUAUUCUGACGACAGGUAAAUGUGCACUAAGUGUCAUGCUGCAAGUGUGAUGAAAUAUUGGAGUAUCUGGAGAUGUAUGAAUUGAGAUGUUUAGAUAUUAUAUUGUCAAGUUGUUGCUGGAUUGCUUCCAUGAACUCCUUACAACAAUGACUGGUGCAAGUGUUGGUGUGUUUGUUUGGUGUUUCAUGGUCGUUGAGACUGGAAGAGUCAGUGAGUUGUCUCCCCUUGGGUCAGGGACCUGUUCAGCAUUAUAUCUACAUGCACAUCAUCAGAAUAUUAAUAUGUUAAUGUAUGAAUGUGAAUGACCAUUGAGUCCUUAUGGUGGGGGUUGAGGUCAGGACAGGUUGGUACAGCACUGUGUCAGCCUAGUAGUCUUGUAAGCUCAGCUACUACUUGGCCACAUAGUAAUACAAAGUCCUACUGAAAAUGAUCCAGGCUGUGCUAGUAGACGCAUGAUACAUUACCUGUGACAUUAUUCAUUUCACAAUCCAGCAUGAUAUCAUAAUCACCAUUAAUAUGGAAGAUUAUAUAUAAUAUGUCAUGAGCUAUAGUCAUAGCAAUAUUAACCCUACCUUUCAUAAACCAUGUUGACAGAUGUAUCAUCCCUACAAUCAUGGUAAUGUCUUCAUUGUAGUUCAUCAUCGUCGGUUUAUGUUGAGCAUUGUUUAAGAGUUUGGGUGAGUUUCAGACAUUCCACUCACACCGUUACUUCAGCACACACGUCAGUGUGUCUUGUUAGUGUGUCCGUGUGUGUACAAGUAGCAUUGUAUUUGUUCACCGUUAUUAGUUCAUGUGUUCUUUAUCUUGCAUGCUUCAGCUGUCAUGUCUGUAUAUACAACGUCUGUAAUUAUGAACUUUUAUACAAAAUCGUCCGUCCAGAAUUUUAUAAUAGGAUCCAUGAAAAAAGUAUGUAUUAAAGUGAAAUAUAAUGCA
This is a messenger RNA of Haliotis rubra (blacklip abalone), 2134 nucleotides long. RefSeq names its product cilia- and flagella-associated protein 298-like. NCBI's taxonomy places the organism in Eukaryota, Metazoa, Mollusca, Gastropoda, Lepetellida, Haliotidae. The record is from RefSeq and is a predicted model, not a curated record. The transcript is spliced from 8 exons. Gene Ontology annotation, biological process: regulation of cilium movement. Bases 127 to 999 code for a protein of 290 amino acids.